GAAGAAGCAAGCUGACAGUAGCGAGCGCCACCAGUUGCUGCUGUAAUGUUCGCAAGUCAAACUGGGGAGGAUUGCUCUCGGAAGGCGGUGUCCUGUAUUACUGUUGUCAUUUGGAUAAGGCUGGUGCUUCAUUAUGCGGCGGGGAGAUCACGUCUCACAGGCUUUCCAGGCCCCGGUGGAUGUCCAUGCCAGUGCAGAUGGCCAGAUUUACAUGUUCAAUAAGAGGUCCAAUGAGUCCAGUGUAUCCUCAGAUGAUGAGGAGCUCAACGUCAUGGAGAUGAGGCCGCAGGUUUUCCAAGAACAGGAGCAGGACAAUCUGAGGAACAUCCAGCUGCUGGAGCGGGAGGUGUUAGAUGGUGACAACCUCAACAAGCUUGCACUGCAAUAUGGCUGUAAGGUAACAGACAUAAUGCGGGUGAACAACCUCAUGCAGGAACAAGAUUUAUUUGGGCUGAAAUCCAUCAAAAUACCAGUUCCGAAAUACAGCUUUUUAAGCGAGACAUACACAGGCCUAACUGAGCCCCGAGAAGAAAUACCACAGUCAUCCACCACACUAGUGAAGCCUCAGGACCGAGCCAGAGCCCAGACACAUCUGCAGGAGGUCACAGACUUUCUAAUGGAGGUGGACCACGAUAUUGAGAAACUGAUUCAGACCACGAACGAUCAAGAGGAGGAUUUUUUGGAUAACUCGGAGAUACAGCAGAGGUUUGGUUUCAGAGGACGGCCCCUGAGUCACGGUGCAGACUGGGGCAUCCAGUGGUGGAACGCUGUAGUGGCCAUGCUCCUGAUAGGCAUCGUCCUGCCAUUAUUUUAUGUCAUUUACUUCAAAAUGACUGAUUCACCAACAGAUGGUACAGGUGCUUUAGCAUCCAUCACCUCUUCCAACACAUCAGGGACAGGCCUUGGUACCAAAGGAAAUGAGCAUUUUCAAGAACCAGGAUAAUGCAAACUCCAAAAACCAGAAUAAUGGAAUCAGAAGUAGGUGACGAUCAAGAUAACGCCAAAUCUCUUAACAUUUGAACUCCUUUUGUUGUAUAACUGUAACUGUGAUGCUUUGAGGCAGAGACUUCACUGAUGGUCUUGAAGGGAAAUCACUGCACACUGUUCUCGUUUUUGUGACUAUUCAGGACAUUAACGAUUCAUCAAACGGCUUUCAUAGAGAACCGUUUCCUAAAAUAUUACUCUUGGUACAGUUACCUCAGGUGCUUUUACUAAAUUUGAGGUAUUCAAUGGUUGUGUCUUGAACCCCCUCACAUGACACAAGCUGAAUAGUAAUUGCAAAUGUGAAAAUGUAUUUAGUUUGCACGUCUGGGGGGGGGAAGAAACCUCCAGCUCCUGUAGGCACUUCUGUGUAGGCCUAAGCGUAAUCAUAUCAGUGUCAUAUAUCAGGUGCAAUCUGUCCUAAUACAGUAAUAUAUAUAUAUAUAUAUAUAUAUAUAUAUAUAUAUAUAUAUUUAAAACUUUUGUCUAAAAUAGGAUGAAAUGGGGGGGAAAGCGUGUAAGAGUGAACUGUAUCUGACAUGGGUUUGAGAAUUAAUUGUGUGCCUUGUUUAAUUUAAGUUAUUUGUGGCUUUGUUCAUUCUUUAGUUAUUGCCAUGCACCUCAUGCCUUCUCUCUGGGUCUGAAUACAGUGCCAAACGUAUGAAUUGUGUUUACAGUAAGACUUUGGUGCAAUAUACUUUGUAUUGUAAGAUUGUAUGCGUUCAUUUGACACCUUGCAAUCCUUAGAUACUGUGCAAGCUGUUGCAUUCUGGGCAUUUAAGUGCUCCCUGAAUUAAGUGUGACAGGAAAAAAAAGUGCCUUAAACCUUCAUUGUCAGGUUUAUAUGGCAUUGGGUAGUUGUGUCCACCAGGUGGUGAAUCUGUGUGGCUUGUCAAAUGCACUUUUUAAAAAUCUGUAUUUUUAAUUUAAUGAAACUGGAUUGUGUUGAAAUAUUUUUUAAAUUUGUAAACCAUUUUAGAUGGGAAGAAUUGACAUCAUGGCUGUGGAAAAAAAUAUUUUUUGAGCAUGUUCCUAUUUAAAUACAAACUUUAUAGUGUGAAAGUGUCUUAAAGUAUUCUCUGAAAUGUUGAUGUGUCUUGAUUUUUGUGUCUGAUGCUUUUCCUCAUUGUCUUUAUCUUAUCACACUUAUGUAUUGAGAUUAUGCACACAGUAAACUGGGAUAAAGUUACUCACUACUGUAAACAAAUAUACUAAAUAUAUGUAAAUGCAGUAUAUUAUAGAGGUAGUGUGUAUUUUGCCAGUACGCUUUUUUUUUUAUACAUUUUGUUUUGAAAAGUUGCAGUA
Cottoperca gobio is the source of this 2286-nucleotide messenger RNA. RefSeq names its product LysM, putative peptidoglycan-binding, domain containing 4 (gene lysmd4). The record is from RefSeq and is a predicted model, not a curated record. Bases 134 to 943 code for a protein of 269 amino acids. NCBI's taxonomy places the organism in Eukaryota, Metazoa, Chordata, Actinopteri, Perciformes, Bovichtidae. The transcript is spliced from 3 exons.